Molecule: messenger RNA, 2376 nt
Organism: Athene cunicularia (burrowing owl)
Lineage: Eukaryota; Metazoa; Chordata; Aves; Strigiformes; Strigidae
Gene: TMEM106A
Product: transmembrane protein 106A
Exons: 8
Coding region: 181-969 (262 amino acids)
Source: RefSeq, a predicted model, not a curated record
CCGCCGCCAGCGCUGUGACCCCGCCGUGUUUUACAGCGGAGCCCCGAGGGUUGUUCGUGCGGAGCCUCCGGGUCCUCGGCAAACGUAGACGCUGCCGUUCAUCAAACAUCCUGCCGGUAUCCGAGCUGCUGACGCAGCACUGCCCGGAGGAGCGACGCCACAGUGAGAAUUCUUUGAACCAUGGGUGGAAAACUGUCACUGUCUUGGAAAACACCUGUCCAAAAGGAGAGUGAAGACAAACAGAUCUUACCCAGGCAACUGGAUGAUGAAGAUGAAAUCAGGGAUUACGCCAGUAUCAGCGACUCUGCCAUGUCCUGCGUGGGCACUGCAUGUCGAAGCUACGUCAACUGCCCAACCUGUCAGGGAACAGGAAGGAUCCCUGGGGAGCAAGAGAAGCAGCUGGUGGCUCUGAUUCCAUAUGGUGACCAGAGGCUGAAGCCUAGACGAACGAAACUCUAUGUAUGUCUUGCUGUGACAACCUGCCUGCUGACAACAUCUCUCAGUAUUUUCUUCCUGUUUCCUCGCUCCAUCACUGUGCUGCCUGCAGGGCUGAAUGCCUCCUCCGUUGGCUUUAACGCCACCACCACCAGUAUAUACCUCAACAUGACGAACGUGCUGAACAUAACUAAUAACAACUUCUACCCCGUCGCUGUUGUGCAGCUAGACAUAGAGGUUUUGCACCAGUCCCUAGUGGUAGGGAAGAGCACCAUGAAAGCCCUGCUGAAUAUGAGCCCUUUGCAGAGCGGCCAGAUCUUUUAUAUGGUGGUCAGUAGGAUAGUGGACGACAACACCUAUAACAUUUGCACCUGGACAAAAGUCAAAGUUCACAAUGUUCUGCUGCACAUACAGGGUACCCUGACCUGCACGUACCUGUGUCAUUCAGAGCAGUUGGCUUUUGAAGACUACCAGUACGUGGACUGCCGGGGGAAUGCCACGCUACCUCGCCCGUCGUACCACCGCCUGCCAUGACAUAGACAGGUUGGCGGAGCUUUUGCAUGUAGCAUGUUCCACCACAAAGGCAAGUCACAGGGAGACAAACUUCUGGGAUGACUUCUUAAUCUGCGCUUUAAACAGGAGGCUCGGUGUUUUCUGGGUAAGACUUCCAUCUCUCAUGCAAAGAUAGUAACACACUUGGCCUUAGGAACAUGGACUCUGCUGCCCUCAGGUUCCAGCUUUCCUUUUUCUGUGCCUUAUCGUGGCUGACGCCUCGGCAAUGACCAGGGCACGGGGUGUCUGCGUGGUGCAUCGGAGUGGGCCACGCUGUGUGACUGCUGCUUUGGAGGCAGCACCCUACUAGUCAGACUAACUCUAGUUGUUUUCUCCUUGUAUAAUUUUGCACUUCUGUCCUGAAUUUAAGUAUUUCAUAACUUCAAAAAGGAGGGCUACAUGAGACUUUUUGGCUGGAUUACAUCUGCAUCACCAGAAUCUAAAGAAUCUAAUGACACCUGCACAUGAGGAAGAAACAGGACUGAUGUCUCUGAGUCUUAAGAAAAACUACUGCAUGUCAUACUGAAAUGAGAGUGACUCUUGGGUGACUGCUCUUUUAAGUUGUCCAGUACAGCAGGUGAACAUAGGCAUUUCUGCAUAGAUGUGUUUUUAAAACAAGCUCAUCCAUAGCUGUUCCUUAAUGGCAGCCAUUUCCGUGGGAAGAAAAUACAUUUUGUAUCAUGAACCAGAAGAUUGCUGCUUUCCUGCCAGUGGUGUUUGGUGGUCAGCACAUGCUGUUGGUUGUAUUUUCUUGUAUGUUUUGGUAUUUAAUGCUUCCAACUUUGAACAAGCAUGGGAGAGUUCACCUCUGACUGGAAAAAGUUUGCACAAAUAUCAGGAAACAGCUGGUUUUGGGGCAGUGGUGUGUCAGGGUUUGGGGUUGGGCUUUUUUUUUUGCCUAAAGCUGCAGAACUACCCAACAGACUUUACAGAAGGAACAGCCCUGCAAGCCUUCUCUCCUUGCACGGCUGGCAGUUGUAUCCCCCAAACGACGGAGGGGUUAAACGUUAUUCCUGAGGUUCAGAUUUAGAUGCUGCCUGAUGCUUUCUAGAUGAUAAAUUGGAGCCUGGGAGUUACUCAGCAGUUAAGCAUUUUCCUGCAUCUGUCCCACUGAAAUAUAGAACCAAACUGUCAGAAUAGUUGAAGAUUAUGAAAGAAAGUCUCUGAUCCUGUUUCUGAAAUACGCUUCUUAAACCAGCACCUUUAGAGCUGUUGCUGGGGGGUGCUCCCCCCUAGUGCCAUCCCUUGAGAUCACACUGAAACGGGAACGAGUCGCCUUCCCCCUCCAGCAGGGAGGAAGCAGCUCCAUGUCUGAAAUCCUCGCGGCUCAUCACCGCUCCAAGUCCUUUUCGUUUUGCCCUGUCGUGGAUUCUGCUCUGCACCGCCCUC